AUGGUGAGUGGUGGCAAAGUGCCUCGACGCAACGGACGGACCCGUCGUCUCCAGGGCUCAGGCGCUCUGUUGCAGUGCGGUGUAGGAUCCGUCCACCCAAGAUCUCGUCUGCUGGUGUGGCACUCGUGCUUUUCGCACGCUGCGUCUCGCCACGAGAGCGUCGUGCGUGGCCACGCUCUCAACCAGCAGCUCGAAGUGUACCUUCCAUCCAAAGCUGGGAGAGCUACUGCGCAGUCUUUACAAUGGGAAACUGGCUUUUAUUACGAAGUGAGAACGUCAGUGACAAUGUUUCUGUCGCCUGCUUUCAUCCGCACGUACCUUAUGGAUGGCGGCGCAGUGUUUAUGGUGGCCAAGAACGUGGCAGUGGACGCGUCGCAGUCUGCGAUGCUGCUACCUUCCGGUCACUUGCUGCUGCUCGUGGAUGCUGAUACGUACCAUCAAUUGGGGAUCAUGGGGGAGAAAUAUGGCAAGGCAGCACCUGCAAGUAGCAGGACUGCACAUGAAAAGCAGGGACAGAAGUACGUGAUUACGUUGGACUUGACGUCGUCAAUGUUUCUUGCUGAAGAAGGGAAUCACCAUCACUUGGGAGAGCGCGUGCGGAGAUUGUUGAGUACGAAACUUGAUCAUCUGGAGAUGUUGCUGUGCGCAUACAAUCAGCGUGGCUCGCCACGCACGAUCUCGUUUGGAGAAGAUGACACCGUGCCACGGGUACGAGUUGAGCUGAAUGGCAAGACCACGACGUUUAACGACGUGUUUCUGCCCAAGUUUGAUGCUUUUUACAAGGCGUUGAGUGCGAGUGACGAGCACGGAGAUGGUCGAAUGGACACGUUGAGAACGUCGUUGCACGAGGCGUAUGACUGGUUGGGGCUCGUAGCCUGCCGAUUGACAACCUUGUUGCAGAGAGAAAAGCUGGAAGAGUAUGUGUCGACGUUCGCAGGAAUUCCUGAUUCAUUUGAAUGUGAACCGGACGGUGAGAUCACGACGGUACAGUGGCGCGGUCUGCUAGCCGCGCCGUUUUGUUCAGCAAUUGUUGAAAAGGUGCAGCUUGCUGUCAAGAAUGGGGAUUUGCCGUGGGGUGCAGUUACAGUGUGGGGGUUUCCGGAUGUCUUUGUGUCGUGGGUGCAGACCAAGCUGAACAAAAGUACUAAAGGAACGAAAGGGUCUCAGCGACGAGAGCAUGGCUACCUGAGUAAUGGCAGCAACAACUACACAAUACUCAUGCUUCCAAACGAGGAGUACUUUGUGCUGCAAUCUCUCGGCCCACACGAUGCCACCAAGUAG
Peronospora matthiolae is the source of this 1281-nucleotide messenger RNA. The record is from the annotation of a GenBank genome assembly. NCBI's taxonomy places the organism in Eukaryota, Oomycota, Peronosporomycetes, Peronosporales, Peronosporaceae.